Molecule: messenger RNA, 540 nt
Organism: Phytophthora megakarya
Lineage: Eukaryota; Oomycota; Peronosporomycetes; Peronosporales; Peronosporaceae
Source: the annotation of a GenBank genome assembly
AUGUUGGAUCAUGUGCAUGAAGAUUUUCAAGGCGGACAUCAAGGGAUCACCCGGACUCAUGAGAAGCUACGUACCGAAUUCUACUGGCCCGGCAUGUACGCGGACGUCCAAUAUUUUGUGAAGGAAUGUGUGGACUGCGCCAGUGGAAAAGAAGCUCCCCCGAACGCUGGACCUUCGCCAGGAGAUAUCGAACCAGACAUGAUUUCAGGUUAUGUGAUGUGUAAACCCAUGUCGUCUACUACCGCUCAAGAUGUCGCUGAGCCUUAUGAGGAACAAGUGUUCCAGAGAUUCGGGGCGUCUUCCAUGAUACACCACGAUCAGGACCCGCGGAUCAUGAGUGAAUCGUUCCCAAGGUUCCGAGAACUCUUACGUAGCCGACAACGGGCUACACUCGGAUACUGUCCACAAGCGAAUGGGCAGCAGGAGAGACCUGUACAAACGGUCAUUCGGAGUGUUCGAGCAUACGUCGCCGAGAUGGAUCAGUCCGACUGGGAUGAUCACGCUGAUGUUCGCCCUGAAUGUCUCGUUCGACGCGACUAG